Drosophila virilis is the source of this 2018-nucleotide messenger RNA. RefSeq names its product Threonyl-carbamoyl synthesis 4 (gene Tcs4). Lineage: Eukaryota; Metazoa; Arthropoda; Insecta; Diptera; Drosophilidae. Gene Ontology annotation, cellular component: mitochondrion. The record is from RefSeq and is a predicted model, not a curated record. Gene Ontology annotation, biological process: tRNA threonylcarbamoyladenosine modification.
UACUAUUGUUGUUGUUUCUAUUCAAAAAGCCGGCAUAUUCGUGUGUUAUGUAUGCAGCUGCAGUGCCACAGCUGCUCAGAUGUCCGGGCGCAUCCAGGCAUACCGGCAAACGCCUGGUCAGCUAUGUGCUGGGCAUCGAAACAUCCUGCGAUGACACAGGCAUUGCCAUUGUCGAUACAACUGGUCGAGUGCACGCCAAUGUGCUCGAGUCCCAGCAGCAGUUCCACACACGUUACGGUGGCAUUAUACCGCCACGUGCUCAGGAUUUGCAUCGGGCGCGCAUUGAAAACGCCUACGAGCGUUGCCUGGAACAGGCGCAACUGCAGCCGGAGCAAUUGGAGGCGAUUGCGGUGACGACACGGCCGGGACUGCCGUUGAGCUUAAUUGUGGGCCUGCGUUUCGCACGGCAUCUGGCACGCCGGGAACAUAAACCACUGCUGCCCGUGCAUCACAUGGAGGCACACGCGCUGCAGGUGCGCAUGGAGCAGCUGACAGAGAUUGGCUAUCCAUAUCUGUGUCUGCUGAUCAGCGGCGGCCACUGUCAGCUGGCCGUAGUGCAGGGUCCCGGCCGUCUGACGCUGCUCGGCGAAACACUGGACGAUGCGCCCGGCGAGGCAUUCGAUAAAAUAGCGCGACGCCUGCGGCUCUAUGUGCUGCCCCAGUAUCGGCUGUGGAACGGCGGUCGUGCCGUCGAGCAUGCUGCACAAACGGCACGCCAACCGGCUGCCUAUGAGUUUCCGCUGCCGUUGUCGAGGCAGCGCGACUGCAACUUUAGCUUUGCGGGCAUCAAGAACAACUCGUUUCGUGCCAUACGCAAACAGGAGCUGGCCGAGCGCACGCCGCCCGAUGGCAUCAUCAGCAACUACGAUGACUUCUGUGCGGGUCUGCUGCGUGCGGUCAGUCGCCAUUUGAUGCAUCGCACACAGCGCGCCCUCGAGUACUGUCUGCAGCAGGGCUUAUUUGAUGCCGCGCCACCCACCCUGGUUAUCUCGGGCGGCGUUGCCAACAACGAUGUGAUCUUUGCGAAUCUGGCCCAUUUGGCGGCGCAAUACAAUUGCCGCGCCUUUCGACCCUCAAAGCGCUACUGUUCCGACAACGGCGUCAUGAUAGCCUGGCACGGCAUCGAGCAACUGCUGCAGAAUGGGCAGUAUAGCCUGCGCCGGGACAUCGAUUGCAUUGAUAUUGCAGGCAGCGCUGGCUUUCAGCACACGGCGGUCAACGAUGUGGCGCUGGCGGGCAUCAAAUGCAAGUGGAUCAAACCGCUUUAGCCCAGAAGCACGACUAUAUCAACAAGCUCCUAUCCAAGCCGUAGCUAAAUCUGUUAUCAAAACUAGGCAAAACCAAACCAAUUUCAAUUAAAAUUGCAGAGAUCAUUUGAAUGCGCGGAUCUACUAAGGAUUUGACACACCCAAGCAGGAGCAUUGGCUCGAGCCGUUAAGCACAGCAGUCUGGACGGAACAUAGACAGGCUUGAUUGUAGAUACUCUUCCAGAAUAUAUAUAUACAUAGUUUAGGCGGAAACGGAGCUAUCUGUCUUUAUGCUGGAUUCGUGUCGUGUCUGGGUAAAAAAUUGCCAACUGUUGCCUUAAGGAAUGAGAAUUCAAGCCUCAAAGCUGAGUGACUUAAAGAUACUGAUCAGGCAUAUAUAUAUACAUAGUUUAGGCGGGAUCGGAGCUAUCUAUCUUUAUGCUGGAGUCGUGUCGUGUCUGGGUAAAAAGUUCCCAACUGUUGCCUUAACCCAAAGUUGAUUUCGUUCGCUUGUUGUUUUUUUUUUUACAUUAUAUAUUUGUUUUUUUUUUUUUCUUUUUUAUUAUAUUAUCUGAAAUCAAUAAUGUCAAAUGUCUAAGGUCUAAAAAAAAAAUGUAAAAAUUGAUAAUGUAUACAUAUAAAAAUAUUAAAAAAUGCAUUAGUUCUUCAUCGUCUGCUGCUACGCUUUGUUUUUUAUGCUGAACUACAAUACAAUUUUCUUUUCUUUUGUUUUUCAUCUUUUGCUUGUCUGGAUAUUAUACUUAUAAGGUU